GUUUGUUGCUGACGUGGUUUUCAACUCACGCGAAUAUCGGCAUCAAUAAAAAUCGAUGGUCUUAUUGAUUUAUUGAUUGGCUAUGGUAAAGCUGUGAAAAAAAACAGAACGCACCAAGAAACACGAGGCGCGACAACUCUGCAAUAAAGGGAAACAACUCGAGGUUUACAGACUCUGUCAACGGUGGCUGGUGAACUGGUGAAAAUAUCUCAGGUUUCUCUUAUAUCCAUCUCGUGUGUGAGAGCCGAGAGUUGACCAGGCUUCAGACAUGUACAACAUCACCAUGCAGUCGUACAUGUAUGUCGUGACGGUUCUUCUGUGUAUUUCCGCCAUUUUGAUUCAAGCUGUGUUGGGCGACAACACCAAAUGUUUCAAGGACGAGAGUGUGGGGGACAGGGAGGGGAACGUCUACUACUGUAACGACGCCUCCCUGCCCCGCUGCUGUGUGGAGAACGGUGCCAACGCCUGCUGUAUCGCCCUCAGUGACAAGAACCUCACCGAGCAGCUGCAGCUAUGGGGGGUGGUGGCCGGCCUGAUUGCUCUCAUCGCCAUCAUCUUCGUCUGUUGCAAGAACGACAUCAGCUUCUGUAACAGCGAUAUGUCAUGCAAAGAAAGGUGUUACAGCUGUAGGGAGAGGGGUAAGAACAAGGAGGCUCACAUUGUGGAGAAGGAGAGCGAGACAAAGAACCAGUACUACGACAACCCCAUCGGCGAGUUCAGCACCCCAAGCAGCAGCUUCUACACGCCCAGGGAGCCGUACAAAUUCCCGCCAUUACCACCCGUCCAGCAGGUGGCCACACGCUACGACUCGUCAUAUGCCUGAUUUUUUCGACACGGCAGGCCAAGUUGUUGUUAUUCUUUAUUUAAUUCAAAAUUUAGUUUUAAAAGGUCAAAAUGUAUAUUUUCAGAUCUGUGAUAAAAACUAGAAGUCGUCCAUAAAUGAGCCAAUUUUAACCCCACGUCUCUCUAUAGUCACAAAAAGCCAGACACCGUUCCCAAUAAAAAGACGUAACAUUCAAAAAGUAACGUAACUGUCUGUAUAUAAAAUGUGUUGGUCAAAUUUAUUGAAUGUAAAACAUCUCCAAUGCCCCCCCCCUCUCACACCUGUUGUGUGUUAUCAUUUUUGGACUCCCCUUAUUUUAAGAUACGAAUAAUUCAGGGCUACUUCUGUGUAAAUUAAAUAUUUAACUUUGGACACGUUUUUAUUAAUACAUUCUAACAAAGUUUAGUUACAGUCGAAUACUCCUCUCAUAUUUAUUGUAAAUUUUCCUUGCUAAAGCUUGCAUAUUUCGUUAGUGCGUUCUUUGUGUCUACAUAAAAGAUAACAUUGACAACAAUUUGGCCAUUGCUUCAACUGCAUGAUAUUUGAGAUCACAUCACUAGAAACACAAGACAAGAUGUAGAGUUAUCUUAUACAUCAUUAAGAGCAGGCUGGUAAGAAAGCAGAAAAGUAUUGGAAUAACAAAUAAAAGCCUAAACUUGGGGUGUGAAGGUUGUUUGACGUUUUGUUACAAAUAUUACAGAUAAAUUAACAUAUUAAAGUUAACAUAUUACAGAUAAGUUAACACAUUACAGAUAAGUUAAAAUGAUAAAUGCACAAACAAAUUUGACCAGUUUGUAUACAUGUUGUUUAGGGCCAAUCAAUGUUGUAUUUAAGAGGAUUUAUAUCUGUAAUAGCAAACAGGAACUUUUACAAAUUAUCUUUUAAACCCAGUUAAUGGUACACAUCUAAAGCACCUGAAUUCACCUUUUAGCUAGAGCUGAAAACAGAACACUAGACAGGUGUACAUGUAAUUAUCUUGAUUAAAUAGACAGGGGUACAUUUAAUUAUCUUGAUUUAUAUUGUUUUAUUUCUUCUCAUAUUAAAAGUUCUUUAACAUUUUAAAAUUAUUGCAAAUAAAAUAUGCCAAAAGCCUAAUUUAUAAUUAACAAUAUAAAUAUGUUUUAGCUUUUAGCACUUUAAUCUUGUCAUCUUUAAUUAUUUUUAAAGACUUAAUAAAUAAAGCAGCAAAAAGUUAUAUUAAUGGUCUUUAUAAAAUAUCAUUUCAAAUUUAGGAUGCUAUUUUUUAUUAAAUAUUUUGACAAAGAUCUAUGACUAUGAUCUAUAUUCAAUGGGGUUUUUUUUACCAGUGAUGGGUUUCUGAACAAUUUUUUAUAACAUUUGUAACACAGUGUUUUUUUUGUUUUAGUAAAAAGUUACUUUUAUAGUAUAGAUUGUAGCUAAAUGGUUUCUAAAUAUAACCCACUUUGUAUAGAUUUAGUUACUUAUCUUCAUGUUAAAAGUACCCAUUCUGAGACAGGUCACUGACCUUCUCUGAUUAGCUAACACAGAUCCAAAAUGUUUUGUCUUUUAUAAAUGAAGACAGUUGUUUUACCAAAUUUUCUAUACUGCUGCAAUGUUACAAUAAAGUUUCACUUUACUCU
Molecule: messenger RNA, 2424 nt
Organism: Physella acuta
Lineage: Eukaryota; Metazoa; Mollusca; Gastropoda; Physidae
Source: RefSeq, a predicted model, not a curated record